Messenger RNA from Epinephelus lanceolatus (giant grouper), 3915 nucleotides. It is a transcript of the gene hoxd11a, whose product is annotated as homeobox D11a. Gene Ontology annotation, biological process: regulation of transcription by RNA polymerase II; anatomical structure development. Gene Ontology annotation, cellular component: nucleus. The record is from RefSeq and is a predicted model, not a curated record. NCBI's taxonomy places the organism in Eukaryota, Metazoa, Chordata, Actinopteri, Perciformes, Serranidae. Gene Ontology annotation, molecular function: RNA polymerase II cis-regulatory region sequence-specific DNA binding; DNA-binding transcription factor activity, RNA polymerase II-specific.
GUGGUGCUAUAGAUGGACAAAGUUUAACACAGCCAGGCUGCCAAUUCCUCUCCUCUGUUGCAAAGAGGAAAAGGGAAGAAGAGAUAUGACGGAAUACGAUGAUCGCAGCUGUGCGUCAAAUAUGUAUUUACCGAGCUGCACUUAUUACGUUUCGACGCCCGAUUUUACAUCAGUCUCCUCCUUUUUACCGCAGACUACUUCGUGUCAGAUAAAUUUCCCCUAUUCACCCAACAUAGCCCAAGUCCAACCUGUUCGAGAAGUCGCUUUCAGGGAUUAUGGACUGGACCAUCCCAGCAAAUGGCACUAUAGGGGCAAUUACGCAUCUUACUACUCAACGGAAGAGAUAAUGCACCGGGACUUGAUCCAGUCCUCCAGCAGCAGGGCGGAUGUGAUAUUCAAAAACGAGUCCUUUUACGGCCACCACGGGGGGACCAGCUCGCCCUGCAAUUUCUUCACCGGUGUCGGCCGAAAUGGGGUUCUCCCCCAGGGCUUCGAUCAGUUUUUGGACACUCCUAACUCGGACAAGCCCAACGCGGAGCACCCCAAACAAAAGACAGACUCUGCUGCUGCCGGAGAUGCUGCGAAUAACAAUCAGGCUUUAACCAAACUGGAGCAGCACAAAGCUGACCCGAGCGGGAGCGCCGACGAGGACUCAUCCUCCAACUGCGGCGACAAGAACAACCAACAGAGUUCAUCAACCAAGUCCAGGAAGAAGAGGUGUCCUUACACCAAAUACCAGAUCCGAGAACUUGAACGAGAGUUUUUCUUCAACGUGUACAUUAACAAAGAAAAGCGUCUUCAGCUGUCCAGGAUGUUAAACCUGACCGAUCGGCAGGUGAAGAUCUGGUUUCAGAACAGAAGAAUGAAAGAGAAAAAGCUGAAUCGCGACCGCCUACAGUAUUUCACUGGGAAUCCUUUAUUCUGAUACCUGACAUAGUUGUUGUACACACACACACACACACACACACACACACACACACACACACACACACACACACACACACACAGGCACACAGACACGGGAGCAAAAUAGGAGCCACACACACAUUUAAAAGACUGGUCCCCUCUGCAUAUUUGAUCCCUCAUCAUCCUGUUUAGACAAUUUAUUUUACAAAAAUCUGGCAAAACCAAGACGCCACUUUUUCUUUUUUUCUUUAUUGCAAACAAUUCCUGCAUUUAUUUAUUUGUGUUCACAUGAUUUCGUGUUAUUGGCGACACAUAUUCCAGCAAAGCGCGAAAAACGCGUGGAAAUUAUUUAUAUAAACUAUAUGUAAGGCUUCUACCUUGUGUAACUCCAUUUAUAAGACGCAUGUAAUGCACGUUGUGGUGUGAAAACUUAAAAUAGACACGACAAAUGUUGUAUCAUAGUCACGAACCUUGUCACAUGAACUUAACCAAGUCCUUAAAUAACACGAGAAAAAGGGGGGAUUUUUUUUCUCUCCAAAGAUUCAUGCAUACUGAAAUCUGACGCUUCGCAGGCCUGAUAAGUCCCGUCAUUUCCUCUGCUUUGAAACACUGGAUUGUUUACUAAACCUUGAACCGUCUAGACAGUAUAAUAAACAUAGCUGUAAAUGUCUAAAUAGGGGGCUAUUGCACUUUGGUGUCCCAACCCCCAGAUCACAAGAGCUCUGAUGCUCUUUCCUGUGUAGUUUCACUCCAGGCUACAAAUGUGUGGAGAAUAUAAGACACUUCUGCGCAUCCCGUUUUAUAUUUAGCGCCUUUUGACACAUUGAAGAGCUUGUGUUGGUAGCUGGGAUACAAUGGAGGAUAUUCUAACAAGGACCGUCAUAUGAAAGGAUAAGUAAUUUUUGAAGUUUAUCUGCUUUUCUAGUGUUCUCAAUGCGCAAAAUGUUUCUUUGACGCCUUCAAAUCUGCUGCAAAGGAGAAAGAUUUCCAACUGUUGGCAUGAAAUGCGCGUUUCCAUGUGUAAUUAACGCAGGUGACUCAUUUCUAUCUGUGCGCAGCUCCAUUAUACAGUGACCUCAGGCUGCUUCACCUGAGCACUGUAGCUUGUAUCUUAUGAGUCGAUAAACGCAUCGAUUCCACACAAAAAGUCGCUUUAUUGAUCUUUAAUUUGAUUUUUUCUCCAGCAGCCAUCACAGCCCUCGUUUAUGAAAUAAUAGUUUGAAGCAGGAUUAAUGUUUAUUUCAUUUGUGAUGCGUCACACCUACAGUUAUUUCCCAAAAAGCCUAUUAGAAAACUGAGUUUCAUUAAGCGUUUAAUUGGGUUGUCAUCAUGUCCUACAGUGAAAUUACAUUACCAACUGUGUGGGAUGUUUCACUUUGCUUCUCGGUGUAUCCACAUGAGGGCAGACUUGCUGCUUUGGCUGCGAGUGGAAAUGCAGAGUUGAGUCAAAUUUAACAUCUAGCCUGCAUGAAAAUAACUCACUGGAGGAAAAAUCCUUUGAAGAGAGGGUUAGUUUACAUUUUUAUUUUAGUUAACUACGCUUGGUGGCUUAAAUUUAGUUAUUUUCAACAGAUUUUAAAUAGUUGAAUUUUAAAUAAAAUGUCCAAGAUUACUUCUUUUUGUCAAAGUCAAACCAUUCCACAGUAAAAGCUGCAGCUUCCCUAAAAAAUAGAUUAAUACGUUAAUAAAUUAAUCUUAACACACAUUAUUUAUUUCACUCAACACCCACUUUACCUUCUGCAACUCCUGUGUCUUCCAGGCGGCCAUUACAUUUCCAAGUCAUGUUCAAGUGUUUUAAAAGGACAAGCAAAAUACAUGUAACUCGUGUCUUUGUAAUCUGAAACUCUAAAAUACAGACUUCGAUCAUCACCUGAAGGCCGCACAACCUCAAAGGCCGCUGCAAUCUGUCUCCACACACUCCAGAUGUUAUGCUGGCGAUGUGGGGAAAAUAUUCACGUAAAUGUGCUUUACAAUUAAUUUUUAUUUCAUUUUAUUUUUCAGCUGUAUAACUGUUGAAUUAUUGUUUAUCUGCGUCUGGCUAUUUGCUUUGAAAAAUGUAAGAGUGACAGCUACUCCAAAAAAAUGAAGGACACGAGGGCACAAGUUUUGCAUGAAUCUACAAUGUCGGUGUCCUUUUUUAAAUUAUUAUACCCUCAUUUUUUUUUUAUAAUAAAUAUCUACCCUUAUGUUUGAAAGAAUAUUAAAUAUAUUAGUGGAUCUCCUGGCAUUUACUUUAAAUUAUCAUUAUUAUUGUUAUUAUUAUUAUUAUUGUUAUAUUUGUUGUUAUGCCAUUGUUUUUCCACUUUUACGGUACUUGUGUACAUUUUGUGCGUGUAUGAAUUGUUGAUUAUGCCUAAAUAAUAUACUCCCAUAUUAUUUUUUAUUUCAAUUCAGUGCGUCACAUGAUAUGCAAAAUAGCCCAAUGUUAUAUUUGAGCAAUUGUCUUUAUUAGAAACAUGCUUAUUAAAACAAAAAUGGUGUCCGUGUUGUCAGAUGUCUCAGUUAAAUGUUUUUUUUUAAAUUUCCUUUCUUUUAAUAACUAAUCGGAGGAAUGUAUUUUUUACACAUAUUCACUGAUUAAACUUGGGGUUUAACGAGUCUGUAUGUGGUUGUUUGUGAAUCCUGUGAUGCUGAGAUGAUUUGUAUACUACAAAUGCGUAUUUACAACCAACUGUAAAUAUCUGAGAGCCUUGAAGACAGAUCUGCACAUCCUCUUACACAAGAUUAAGGAUUAUUUAAAUCUUGGCGCAAAGACCAAAGAUAUAAUUAUUCCAAGCUGCAUUUAGUGUUUUUUAUUUGUAACAGACCUGUAGGAUCAUUGCGAUUAUUUUUAGGUACAAAGUGUUUUUAUUUUUUCCCCUUCUCAGUUUAUCUUGCACACAUGUACCUUCCUUGCAGACAAAAACAAUGGAGCCCUGAGCAAAAAUAAUCCCCAGAGUGUGCAUACUUUUAUUUUUUGGAACAUCGGAAAUACCUGUGACAAAAUGCAAAUAAAGAUUGUGCUUAUAA